GGUUGGGUAUUAAAAAAACCAGCCAGGGCCAGACAAGCACACAUGCAGACCAUUAAAGGUCUCACAUGGGACCAGAGUUUUUCUUGGGACUGGUCAUGAAUUAUGUAUUCUCCUUCUAUUUUGCUAAAACGCUGCUUCAGUUUCAAUUAUUAAACGAGUCAAAGAUGUAAAAAUACCAGACAGCUGUUUCAUAAACUGUUGGUCCUGCAGAGAAGUUCACCAUGAUUUUUUUUUUCUGAGAAGAUGGGAGACACUGUCCAAGUCCUCCACUUGUCUUCCACUCUGAUUUGAGGAAGGGAGGARGAGGAGGAGGAGGGUGGAGGAGUGGUGCUCGAGCGCAAAGGGGGCAGGACUUUUUCUCUCCGGGUCCUAUUAAGCGCAAACUUUGUGUUUUUGUUCUCCAAGUUCAGCUCAGUCCUCUCUCCGAGCCUGUGCGCUCACGGUUCCUCCUCCUCUGCUCCCCUCGAUGGUCUCGGCUCUGCUGGCCGCCGCUGUUCUGCGCCAGGGAUCUGGACCCGGAGAGGAGAGGAUGCGCCUUCUGGGGGGACAGACGCCUGAAGUUGUGUGUUCGGCCGGCGCGCGGCURCGUUUCGGGUCGGAGUGAAGAAGAACCGCUGCGGCUCCUCGGCGCUCUGACCCCGCAGGGAGCAUCAUGCUCUGGCUCCUGCUGCUGCUGGAGGUUGGAGCCCGGCGGGUGUCCACCUUCCAGGGAUUCUUUCUGCCACCUGCGAGCGGCUCUCUGCUCUCACCCGCUCGGAGGACGGACGGGGUGGUCCGGACCAUAGACCGGAUUUACAACGGCGGGGGGAAGGUGGGCUACCUGGUGUACCUGGAUGGGAGGCGCUUUCAGCUGGACAUGGAGCGGGAUGAGUCGGUGCUCUCGCAUCAUCUCGGCCCCCAGUACGCGCUCGCGGUGAUGGGACAGAGUCCUGCGCAGCGGGAGUGCGCGUACCGGGGCACCGUGGACUCGAACCCGGAGUCUCUAGCGGUCCUGARCCUGUGCGGAGGCGGUCUGGAGGGCUUCUUCGCCGUCAACCACUCGCGCUACACCAUCACUCCGAUCAUCAGGGCCAAGGGGCACGAGCACGACGCGCGCGCCCUGCACGACAAGGACGCGGAGAGCGCGCUGCACGCGUUCACGCGCGAAAGCUUCAGCUUCGAGGCCCUGAGCGAGGGGCGCGAGAGCUGCGGCACGCGCGACGGCCGCCGAGGACGCAGGGAUGCCGGGCGGCGCGGCAAGGCGAGACGGSACGAGCACGGCGCGCGCGGGAGGAGGCGGUGGAGCCGCCUCGCCGAAGCGGCCGCGGCGCGCAACAAGAGGUCCGUGUCGCGCGCCAGGCACGUGGAGCUGCUCCUGGUGGCGGACGAGACCAUGGUCAAGAAGUACGGACGGGACCUGAGCCACUACCUGCUGACRCUGGCCUCGAUCGCCUCCAAGCUGUACGGGCACGCGAGCAUCGAGAACCCCAUCCGGCUGAACGUGGUGAAGGUGGUGACGCUCACCGGGGGGGAGAAGGGUCUGGAGGUGUCCAAGAACGCGGCGGCCACGCUGAAGAGCUUCUGCAAGUGGCAGAACCAGCAGAACCCGCUGGACGACGACCACCAGCACCACCACGACGCCGCCAUCCUCUUCACCAGGCAGGACCUCUGCGGCCACCACUCCUGCGACACCCUGGGCAUGGCGGACGUCGGCACCAUCUGCUCUCCGGAGAGGAGCUGUGCCGUCAUCGAGGACGACGGGCUCCACGCCGCAUUCACAGUCGCACACGAGAUAGGUCACCUUCUCGGGUUGUCCCACGACGACUCCAARUUCUGCGAGGAGCGCUUCGGCGUGAACAGCGACAAGCGGCUCAUGUCGUCCAUUCUCACCUCCAUCGACGCCUCCAAACCCUGGAGCCGCUGCACCUCGGCCACCAUCACCGACUUUUUCGACGACGGCAACGCUGAAUGUCUCCUCGACACUCCUCGCCAGCCCCUCCUGGGUCCAGAGGAGCUCCCCGGCCAGAGCUACGACGCCGUCCGCCAGUGCCGCUUGGCCUUCGGGCCCGAGUACACGGUCUGCCCCGGCAUGGAUGUGUGUGCUCGGCUGUGGUGCGCCGUGAUCCGCCAGGGGCAGAUGGUGUGUCUGACCAAGAAGCUGCCGGCRGUGGAGGGGACGCCCUGCGGGAAGGGUCGAAUCUGCCUGCAGGGAAAGUGCGUGGACAAGACCCGCAAGAAGCAUUACUCGGUGUCCAACCAUGGCAGCUGGAGUUCCUGGGGUUCUUGGGGUUCGUGCUCGAGGACCUGCGGAGGGGGUGUCCAGUUCGCGCAGCGCCUGUGCAACAACCCCGCGCCACGGAACAACGGGCGCUACUGCACAGGGAAAAGAGCCAUCUACCGAUCCUGCAACGUCACUCCGUGCCCCGCAGCAAGUAAGAGUUUCCGCCAGGAGCAGUGCGAAGUCCGCAACGGUCCCCAAACAGAUCCAAAAGGAACAAAGACGUUUGUGGAGUGGCUGCCGAAAUAUGCCGGAGUCUCCCCUAAAGACGUGUGCAAGUUAACCUGCAGAGCGAAAGGGACGGGCUACUAUGUGGUGUUCUCUCAACGGGUAAUCGAUGGGACGGAGUGUCGCCCUCACAGCAGCUCGGUGUGUGUGAAGGGGAAAUGUGUGAGGACGGGCUGUGACGGCAUCAUUGGCUCCCGGCUCCAGUUUGACAAGUGUGGUAUAUGUGGAGGGGACAGCACAGGAUGUGUACGGGUAGCUGGGAACUUCACAAAGAGAAGCAAGGGCUACACCGAUGUAGUGAAGAUCCCCGCAGGCUCCACCCACAUCAAGGUCCGUCAGUACAAGGCCAAAGACCAGACCCGUUUCACCGCCUACCUGGCCCUCCGACGACCCAACGGYGACUACCUCCUAAACGGCAGGUUCAUGAUCUCCACCUCAGAAACGAUCAUCCCGCUCAACGGCUCUUUGCUCAACUACAGCGGCUGGAGCCAGCAUGACGAGGGGCUCCACAGCAUGGGGCCCGGGGCUCUGAAAGAACCUUUGAUGAUCCAGAUUCUAGCAACGGAUGCCAAAAAGCCCCUGGACGUCCGUUACAGCUUCUUUAUGCCGCGGCUGACCGCUCCCCAGCAGCCACUCAUUUCAAAGUUGAUCCCUUCACAGGGCACCACCACAACGGUGUCGUCUUCCACCACCAGAAYCACCACCAGAACCACCACGAUCAGCACCACUACAUCUUCCUCUACCGCCCCCACCGUGGUCCCAGAAACACCUACACCUCCCAGUCCAUCAACCCCAACUCCYGGGCCCAGAUGGGUAACCGGCCCUUGGAUGACGUGCUCCAGGACUUGCGACACAGGCUGGCAGAGCCGGACRGUGCAGUGUAAGGACCAUAACGGCAAACUGUCCAAGGGUUGCGUUCUGGACGCCCGCCCCUCUGCCUUCAGACACUGUCAGGUCAGRAAAUGCUGAAGCAGCGGGCGAGGGUGGGCGAGCUGUUUUAACCUGUAGGUCUGAAAUGAUCCAAAGCGUUGGAUGUAGAACUCGUGAACCAAUGAACUUAAGACAUAAAGUCUUGAACGGGAUUCCAGAACCAGACACAAGGAGAUUCAGAGAUCCUCCAGCACAGAUGUACAGGGUAACGUGCCGGAAGAAUGACCUGGAGUCCUUCUAGCUAUGCAGAACACAAACAGAACAGAGGAUUACUGACUGAAGAUGCAUGUAUUUUCCACACRAACAACUGACUUGUCUUUACUCCAGCCUCCAAAACCCGGAGGAUCAGUAUGUCUCGCCCUAGUGAUGGCAUGCUCGUCUUUUUUACUGCUUCCAUGUGUCGCUGUCGCUCAAUUCACACAUCUUUGUUUGAGACAAGAGCCCCGAACGACGGGAGGCACCUGAUACUCUUCAUGUCCGACGCCACCGCCGCAGUAGCUCUGCUCCAGAGUCAAAGUGCUGUACGGUUAAUCCCAAAGAAUGCUGGAAGAAUGUUGGAAGAUAUGAACUCACUGGAACAUUGUCUGUCUUUAAAAAAAAACAUAAGCUAGACCCAAGUGAGGCCUUUUUUCUAUUAAAAACCGUUAAUGAACGGUCA
This is a messenger RNA of Austrofundulus limnaeus, 4073 nucleotides long. It is a transcript of the gene adamts5, whose product is annotated as ADAM metallopeptidase with thrombospondin type 1 motif, 5 (aggrecanase-2). The coding region runs from base 653 to 3454 and encodes 933 amino acids. The record is from RefSeq and is a predicted model, not a curated record. Gene Ontology annotation, biological process: extracellular matrix organization; proteolysis. NCBI's taxonomy places the organism in Eukaryota, Metazoa, Chordata, Actinopteri, Cyprinodontiformes, Rivulidae. The transcript has 8 exons. Gene Ontology annotation, molecular function: zinc ion binding; metalloendopeptidase activity.